Messenger RNA from Mesoplodon densirostris (Blainville's beaked whale), 2445 nucleotides. Its product is annotated as macrophage-expressed gene 1 protein-like. The transcript is spliced from 2 exons. Bases 1 to 2445 code for a protein of 814 amino acids. NCBI's taxonomy places the organism in Eukaryota, Metazoa, Chordata, Mammalia, Artiodactyla, Ziphiidae. The record is from RefSeq and is a predicted model, not a curated record.
AUGAGGUUGGAUUUUCUUCGUAGAGAUGAACUCAAGAGGGCCUUCGGGCAAUUCGCCACUCUAAUUUACCCUUCCCUGGCCCAAAGCCUGGAAUUAGUUUCACUCCCCUUGGUGCUUCUGCUAGGAGACCUGCUUGCUAUUCUUUCCUCUGAAGACUUCAAGGAGAGGAACCUGGGAGGGGCUGGAGUUGGGAUGAGUCACUGCCUUGAGGCUUACUUAGCAUCAGCUCCCAGGCUGAGAAUUCACCCCUCUGCAACCCCAACCCUGGAGGAGCUAAGGUGCAGCAGGCUGCCCAGGAGAAGCUCUCCUCCAGCCAUGGCCCUGUGCCUUGCACCCUUGCUGGUCCUCCUCUUGGCCGGGUGUGGUGCCAUGGAGGAACAGAGGGCGCCGGGCUUCCAAGGCUGUAGGCAGACCCUGAAUAUGUCCGUGCUGGGGGCGCUGCCAGGAGGUGGCUGGGACAACCUGCGCAACGUCGAGCUGGGGCUGGUUCUCAGGAGAGACUAUUGGCAGUGCCUCACCACCGAGGACGGCGAGUACCUCAUCCCAGACCGCGUGCAGGUGGUCCUGCGGCGGGAGAGUAUAGUGGAGACCCGCGCGGGGCUCAUCGACCACUGGGUCAACUACACCGACACCUGGGCCGCCUCCAUCAACACUGAGCUCUCCUUCCUCCCCAACCUCAAUGGUCAGUUCUCCGUGGACUGCCAGAACGUCAGGAAGUACAGCCUGGAGUACCAGACGGUCACGACCAGGGGGCAGACCCGCCACGGCAUCUAUUCUGUGAAGGCCCCGGAGAACCCCGACUUCCAGCCCGACUUUCUGCGACAUCUGCUGACCCUCAGCGACCACCUGGAGAACAACCAGACCCGGGAGGCCGAAUACCUGGCGGAGAUGCUUGUGCUUAGGUACGGCACGCACGUACUCACCGACGUGGAGGCCGGGGCUGCCUUGGUGCAGGAGUACCAGGUGAGGCGGGAGCUGGUGGACAGCGAAGCCCGAGACAAGAUCAACAUCACGUACGCCGCCUCGGCCUUGUUUUUCCACGCGGUCAACGCUGGGGAUGGGGUUUCCUGGCAGGUGCAGAGCCGGCUUCUCCAGAACUACGGGCGGAACACGGUGGUCUCCAAGAUGCACAGCCACGGCGGUGUGCCCUUCUACCCGGGCAUCACCCUGCAGAAGUGGCAGGAGGGCAUCGGCAACCGGCUGGUGGCCGUCCGUAGGUCGGGCCCGCCUCUGCUGGUGCUGCUCCAACUGGAGGCGUUGCCCGAGCUCCCAGAGGCCCGCGUGGCAGCCGCCAAUGUGGACGAUGGUUCUUGCAGAGGCCGCUGCCGCGGAGGCUGCUGCCGCUGCUUCGGCGCUGUCUUCCAGGAAUGCGAGGCCGUGUCCGGGCGGCAUGCCGAUCACCUCUGCCGGGCCUAUCGCGUCCCGAACCCGCUCACCGGCAAAGCCUCUUGCCCGGCCAACUACACGGCCAGCGCCCGGAGCGGCGGGCUGAAGACGUGGAGCGAGGCCGGCCCUGAGUGCCGGCAGCACUGCCGAAGGUGCUGGCUCUUCUUCCGAUGCUGCUCGACAGUGUGCGCCACCCAUGAGCCUCGGAAUGCCGUGAGCCUGGCUGCCUCCUGGUGCGCGCCCUCGGGGGCCUCCCUGCCCGCCUCUGCGGGCCUCCUCUUUGGAGGCCUGUAUAGCCCUGGCAACCCAAACCCGCUCACUGGGUCCCAGGCCUGCCCCUCCCACUUCUACCCACUGACACUCUUUGGCGACCUCAAGGUCUGUGUCAGUAGCGACUCAGAGCUGGGUACAGCCCAGGCAGUCCCCUUUGGGGGUUUCUUCAGCUGCCAGGCGGGCAACCCCUUGGCUGGCCUUGUAAAGGACCAGAGCCCUGGGCUCAUGAAGGAGGUGUUCUACCGGGACAGCCCCACGGAUUUCCCCAUGAAAUGCCCAGCAGGGUACAGCCAACACCAGGCUUACCUCAGCGAUGGCUGCCAAAUCCUCUACUGCCUCAGGGCUGGGGCCCUCUUGGACCAGCAACAGGCAGCUGUUCGGAUGCCCCCAUUUAUUCCCCGCCCCCCCUUGCUCAACAGAAGCAGCACCCACAGGCUCUCUGUCCUGGUUGACUCCAGUGGUCAGCGGGUCUGGGUGAGGCUGCAAGGCUCUGACCACUGGCAGCAGGCCAAUAUUAAUGACCCAUCCCUGUCAGCCAAGCUCUUGAGCCAGGCUGGCUUGGGACCCAGCGUUGGGGCCAUUGUUGGCUCCUGGGUGGGUGCCACGGUGGCCUUGGUGGCUCUUGCUCUGGGGGUAAGCUGUGGCUUCAGGUUCUAUAAGAAAGGGGGUUACAGGAGACUGCAGGAAGGCAUCCUGACAGAGGAACAGAGGGCCUAUGGGGCCACAGAAACCACUGAGAACCCAGCUCGCUCUGAAUGCAUGCAGAAUGACAAGAAUGCCGUCUAG